AUGAAGCUGAACAUCUCUUUCCCGGCCACUGGCUGCCAGAAGCUCAUUGAAGUGGACGAUGAACGAAAACUUCGUACCUUCUACGAGAAGCGUAUGGCCACAGAAGUUGCUGCUGACGCUCUGGGUGAAGAAUGGAAGGGUUAUGUGGUCCGAAUCAGUGGCGGGAACGAUAAGCAAGGUUUCCCCAUGAAGCAGGGUGUCUUGACCCAUGGCCGAGUUCGCCUGCUACUGAGUAAGGGGCAUUCCUGUUACAGACCAAGGAGGACUGGAGAGAGAAAGCGCAAAUCUGUACGGGGUUGCAUUGUGGAUGCCAAUCUGAGUGUUCUCAACUUGGUCAUCGUGAAAAAAGGGGAGAAGGAUAUUCCUGGACUCACUGAUACUACAGUGCCUCGUCGCCUGGAAUAUGCUAAACUUUUGGCCAAGAGAAUGAAGGAGGCCAAAGAAAAACGGCAGGAACAGAUUGCCAAGAGACGGAGGCUGUCCUCUCUGAGAGCUUCUACUUCUAAGUCUGAGUCCAGUCAAAAAUGA
Messenger RNA from Rangifer tarandus platyrhynchus (Svalbard reindeer), 528 nucleotides. The record is from the annotation of a GenBank genome assembly. NCBI's taxonomy places the organism in Eukaryota, Metazoa, Chordata, Mammalia, Artiodactyla, Cervidae.